AUGAUAAGCAUCUGCCGUGAAAACAAUAUAUGCUUAGUGGUAAUUAACACGGUAAUUGGUAGGAGAGACUGUAUAGAAUAUGCAAAGAAUCAAACUAUCUGUGCAACACUAGAAGCCUGCAAAAGUGCAAAGUGCGUAUCACAUAAAUGUGAAAGUAUUCCAGCAAUUCAUUUCCGUAAUAUUGCUGUAAUCGUCAACAAACGUCUUCGUAAUAGGCCAGAUCUUAAAAAACAACUCAAUCCAUUAUUGUAUAUGCCUUUGCAAACAUCAAUUUUUACACAACAUGAAUCAGGUGUAUAUUGUGGUGAACAAAAUACUUUACUACAAAAUGUAAGAAUUAAAGUGAUGCUAUCAGAAGGGAUAUUUCAACAAUUUCAACGAAAAGCAUACUUUCAACAGUAUCGAUAUUUGUAUGCCCGAAAUGAUUGUUUAAAUAAAUGUAAUUUGUUGGGAAUUAAUUUGGAUUGUGAAAUGGUACCAGAUGAUGAUAUAGAAAUGAUUAAAACAGCUGCAUUUAAACAUUUGCAACAUAUGAUAUUCUUUCAAUGUGGCGAGUAA
Loa loa (African eye worm) is the source of this 558-nucleotide messenger RNA. RefSeq lists its product as hypothetical. The transcript has 4 exons. The record is from RefSeq and is a predicted model, not a curated record. Bases 1 to 558 code for a protein of 185 amino acids. NCBI's taxonomy places the organism in Eukaryota, Metazoa, Nematoda, Chromadorea, Rhabditida, Onchocercidae.